This is a messenger RNA of Sphaerodactylus townsendi, 2836 nucleotides long. It is a transcript of the gene MTMR6, whose product is annotated as myotubularin related protein 6. Gene Ontology annotation, biological process: dephosphorylation. Gene Ontology annotation, cellular component: nuclear envelope. The coding region runs from base 76 to 1950 and encodes 624 amino acids. The record is from RefSeq and is a predicted model, not a curated record. The transcript is spliced from 14 exons. Lineage: Eukaryota; Metazoa; Chordata; Lepidosauria; Squamata; Sphaerodactylidae. Gene Ontology annotation, molecular function: phosphatidylinositol-3,5-bisphosphate phosphatase activity.
UGGUCCGGAAGUGUCUCCAGGAGACGCCGGGCGGGCUGCGCUGCCUGUCUGCAAGGGGCGGCGGCUGGUGGCAUCAUGGAGCACAUCCGUACCACGAAGGUUGAACAGGUGAAAUUGCUGGACAGGUUCAGCACAAACAGCAAGUCACAAACUGGAAUGCUUCACCUUACAGCCACUCAUCUCUUAUUUAUCGACGCUAACCAGAAAGAGACUUGGAUACUACACCACCACAUUGCUUCUGUGGAGAAACUUGCCUUGACAACAUCGGGCUGCCCUCUGGUGAUCCAGUGCAAAAACUUCAGGAUAGUUCAUUUCAUUGUUCCCAGGGAAAGAGACUGCCACGAUAUUUAUAAUUCCUUGCUUCAGCUGUCUAAACCAGCAAGGUACGACGAACUUUAUGCCUUCUCAUACAACCCGAAGCAAAGUGAGACGGAGCGAGUGCAGGGCUGGCAGCUUCUUGACCUUGCGGACGAGUACAAUCGGAUGGGUGUGCCCAACUCCAACUGGCAAUUGUCAGAUGCCAAUCGGGAUUAUAAGAUCUGUGAAACCUAUCCCAGAGAACUGUAUGUUCCCAGGAGUGUGAGCAAGCCCAUAAUAGUUGGCAGUUCUAAGUUCCGAAGCAAAGGAAGGUUUCCUGUGCUGUCAUAUUAUCAUAAAGAUAAUGAGGCUGCCAUUUGCAGGUGUAGUCAACCUCUAUCUGGGUUCAGUGCCAGGUGUUUGGAGGAUGAGCACAUGUUACAAGCAAUCAGCAAAGCGAAUCCUACUAAUCAUUAUAUGUAUGUCGUGGACACCAGGCCUAAGCUGAAUGCAAUGGCAAACAGAGCGGCAGGUAAAGGCUAUGAAAAUGAAGACAACUAUUCCAAUAUUAGAUUCCAGUUUGUUGGUAUUGAAAACAUCCAUGUAAUGAGAUCCAGCCUGCAGAAACUUUUGGAAGUCUGUGGCACAAGAGGGCUUUCGGUCAAUGACUUCCUGUCUGGUUUGGAGAGCUCCGGAUGGCUACGACACAUCAAAGCCGUGCUGGAGGCCUCUAUCUUCUUAGCCAAAGCCAUAGCUUUUGAAGGCGCAAGUGUUCUUGUCCACUGUUCUGAUGGCUGGGACCGGACAUCUCAGGUUUGCUCCCUGGGCUCUCUGUUGUUGGAUCCCUUCUAUAGGACAAUUAAAGGAUUUAUGGUUUUGGUAGAAAAAGAUUGGAUUGCUUUUGGACACAAGUUUUCAGACAGAUGCGGCCAACUGGAUGGAGACCCGAAGGAAAUCUCGCCAGUGUUUGCCCAAUUUUUAGAAAGCGUCUGGCAUCUGACAGAGCAAUUUCCACAAGCUUUCGAGUACAAUGAGGCUUUUCUCCUCCAGAUCCACGAGCACGUCCAUUCCUGCCAAUUUGGAAACUUCAUUGGAAACUGCCAAAAAGAGCGAGAGAAACUCAAACUGAAAGAGAAGGCUUAUUCCUUGUGGCCUUUCCUCCUGGAUGAACAAAAGAAAUAUCAGAACCCCAUCUACAACGAGCAUUUUUCUCAGUCCUUUGCUGUUCUGGAGCCGGACACGGUGUCCUUCAAUUUUAAGUUUUGGAGGAACAUGUAUCAUCAGUUUGAUCACACGAUGCAUCCCAGGCAGUCUGUGCUGAACCACGUCAUGAACAUGAGAGAACAAAAUAAAAUGCUAGAGAAAGACAUUAAGGAAUUGGAAGCGAAAUUGGGCUGUCGCGUAAACAAGGAAGAGACAGACGCAGCCUUCACCAAGGAACCUUUGCAGCCUGUUGAUCCCCUGUCCCCGGUCCACAGAAUGUCCCAGUGCUUUAAGAAAGAGCAACCCCUGCUGCAUGCAAAUGACUGCCUCCGAACGAUAGAGGGCUCCAAUGCAGCAGACAACCGGUACAGCGAGUAUCUGGAAGAGCUCUCCAAAGCAGAGCCCGGCGUUGUCAGCCUCGAGUACGGAGUGGCCAGGAUGACUUGUUAGGCAUCCCAUGGAGCGUGGCUCUCUCUUCCUGUCUGAAAAGACUCAUGCUCAAGAAGAAGGGCAUUGUGAUAAGAGCGAACUCUUGGUGCAUGACCAAAAACUGACUUGUGUAAUUGGAGAGACCGUCAACCUAGACUUAGCGUAGCACACUAGUUGUUAAAGAAACAGUUUGCUUUUUCCCCCCCUGUUGAGAAGUAAUUCAGUAUAGUGAUCUUGAAGGAAAUGUGGAGAACUUAUUGUUUGUUUUUUUGUUUUCUGUAGCUUAGAGAAUCGAGGAAUGAAAGUGGGGGUAUGUCCUCGCUGUAUGACAAACUUAUAGUUUGCACUAGAGAUUUCAGAAUGUUACUACUUAACGUGUUCAUUGCCAAAUCGUUAAUGAUCUUCGUAAUUCUGCUUCUAAGAAAAAACAAAACUACUUACCCGGACAGCUGAAAGUGUACAUAUAAAUAGUGUAAAUUGUGCAUCUGUCGCUUGUUAUUGAUUUUUGAUUACUCAAAUGCCAUGGAAAGUACUGUAUACCAAACCAGAAAGAACUGGUCUUACAUUUUUCAGAUCAUUGCUCUGUAUUUUAUAUGUGUGUCGAGGACAUCUGACUCCAAGAUAUUCCAGUGUGUUGUCCUUGGGAUCAGGUUUUGGGAUCUCUGAGAGAGGCACUCACCAGAAUCCAUCUGUUGAGGUGUUCAGUGGCUACAGUACCUGUCAAAUUCCAGUCUCCUUUCUUUAAACUUUUUUUUACAAAGUUUGUACAAUUGGGUAACCCAAAUACGGUUAAUGGUCUGAAAUUGUGUCCUUGAAUCUGUUAAUUUUCUACCCAGUUGGAAUAUAAUUUUAUGACAUGACUUCUAAUUUGCGUGUCUAUGUGAAUGAUUAAAAAAUUUUGGACCCA